Symbiodinium sp. CCMP2592 is the source of this 1233-nucleotide messenger RNA. The record is from the annotation of a GenBank genome assembly. NCBI's taxonomy places the organism in Eukaryota, Dinophyceae, Suessiales, Symbiodiniaceae.
AUGGAGGGUGCGACGGAGCAGCAACUGCUGAUGUGGAUGGAUGUUGUUCGAACAGCUGCCUCCCCUGGCUUGGACCUUCGCUUCAUGGACGUGUCAGACGACUUUCAAACAGUGAAGCUUGGAGAUGGGCAGGUCCGUUUAGACCGACUUGAUCUGAUGUGGAUGGAUGCGACGCGUUCAGAUUCGCCUCGUAUACGGAAGGAAAAACCGCGGCGGCAUGAGGUAGGGUACCGACACAUGUGUCGGUUUCAGAGCUCUAAUGUCCUGGAACUGCCGGCUUUUCAACGAAUGCGCUACCUAUUGCACUUGGACUCGGAUGCAACUUUUCAGUGUGAAGGAUCCAGCAGCGUGGACCCCUUCAAGGAGAUGAUCAAAUCCAGAUCCGUUUAUGGGCUCUUUGAGGUUGGACUGGAGGAUCCUGCACACACGCAGGGGUGGUCGAGCUUUGUCAAGGAGUGGGUUCUCCUCAACGACUUGCAGCUUCCGAACCCACCAGCUUCGCUGUCAACAGAUGGAAUCAACGUCACUCUUCCCGUCCGAGUCGACGGCCUCGAGCAGCUGCAAGAAGUACCUCUCGCCUCGCUCUCGCUUACUUGGGGCACCGCCUGGGAGGUGCUCGACCUCGAUUUCUUCCAUCGACCAGAUGUGCUAGAGUUCAGCCGUCGUGUCGAGGCCACGCUUGGGCACUACAGGCAUCUCUGGGGUGACCAUCUCAUUCGCGCCUAUCAGGUGCUUCUCCAUGCGCCGCUCGAGCAAGUACGCUGCUUUGAUGCCAAGGAGCUACCUGGCAGUCAUGGCUGUUCUUCGGAUGGGAUGUUCGAUGCAGAGGAGGUCAAGAGGGGCGAGGACAAGGGCUGGGAGAAUAUCUACCAGGUGGAAGAAGAUAUUUCAUGCCCAGACCUUUGGCUGGAGAACGGAUUGAGAGGUGUUCCUUGGCAGGGCGGUCCUGGAAGCGGGACUUCGCCGAAAGACUGUCUGCAACUGUGCAAUGGAGAAGGCCUGUGCCAGGGCUUCGAUUUUGUCUACUACUCGUCGACUCAGACCGCUGACUGCGUGCUCAGACACGAGCGCGCGACGAGCAAGGUUUGUGAGACCGGCGGCCUUGCGGGUGCCGCCAUGGAAGCUUGGAGCCAGAUCGGACUUGACAGUUCUCUUGUCACGCAGGUUGGAGCGGCAAACCGCUACCAGAUCAUAGAAAGGACCGCUCAGAGGCCGCGGUGGGUGAAGGCAUGA